AUGAUGCAGGAGCACAAGUCGUUCCUUAUCAGGGACCUGUUGGGAGACGUCCUGGCCAAUCGCAUGCAAGACGAUUCCGAGGACGACUCGGCGAUGCACUCGGAUUCCGAGGACACGAUCGACCCUGGGAGCAGUCCGUGCACCAGGUUAGGCAGUCCACCCCCGACUCUCUCCCCACCUCCUGGAACGGCCACCUCUGAGAAAUCCUGCAACACUUCCACCGGGACUCCUGGAUGUCGGAAGCCUCGAAGGAGACGUACGGCAUUCACGCAUGCACAGCUCGCCUACCUCGAGAGGAAAUUUCGUUGUCAGAAAUAUUUGAGCGUCGCGGACCGCAGCGACGUGGCCGACGCUCUUUCCUUGUCGGAGACUCAAGUCAAAACUUGGUACCAGAACCGAAGGACGAAGUGGAAACGGCAGAACCAGCUCAGACUGGAGCAGCUCCGUCAUCAAGCGACGGUGGAGAAGGAGCUUCUCGUGCGAGGAGUCGGUCUUCAUCACGGGAGUAUAGACGCCUACUGUCCACCCUACUCGCAGACACCGACGUCGUCGCAUCCACCUCCACCAACGCCGCCAGCGGCUCCGUCUUCGGCCUCCACAGCGGCGUUCCUCUCCACGGCCGCGGCCCUCUUCCGGAACGUCACCUACGUCCACGGCUGCCCUCUUUAA
This is a messenger RNA of Orussus abietinus, 669 nucleotides long. RefSeq names its product homeobox protein ceh-31. Gene Ontology annotation, molecular function: DNA-binding transcription factor activity, RNA polymerase II-specific; RNA polymerase II cis-regulatory region sequence-specific DNA binding. NCBI's taxonomy places the organism in Eukaryota, Metazoa, Arthropoda, Insecta, Hymenoptera, Orussidae. The transcript has 3 exons. The record is from RefSeq and is a predicted model, not a curated record. The coding region runs from base 1 to 669 and encodes 222 amino acids. Gene Ontology annotation, cellular component: nucleus. Gene Ontology annotation, biological process: cell differentiation; regulation of transcription by RNA polymerase II.